CUACUUUCGGGCUCCCAACACCGCCAAAGCUAAAGAAAGACGCACCCAUCAAUUAUCACUCUGCGGUCUUUCCUGGAACACCUUCUCUUUCACCACCGACAAAUGCGCAAUGCUGUCAAAGGCUUGUCUCAGAGGCUUCGGCCUGCAGUCUCUACCCAAGAGGCAGGCAUACCAGCUCGCUCGCAGAACCGUCACCACCGAUGCUGCGAGCUCACACGCUGAGAAAGAAGAUGUGCCAGAGGAAGAUGACAAGCCCUUCCAAGUCAAGCUCUCCGACGAGAGCUUUGAGACUUACAACUUCGAUCCUCCCUCGUACACCCUCGACACCACCAAGAAAGAGUUGAAGCAGAUGUACCACGAUAUGGUCUCGGUUCGACGAAUGGAGAUGGCCGCGGAUCGGUUAUACAAAGAAAAGAAGAUUCGAGGCUUCUGCCAUCUUUCAACAGGUCAAGAAGCCGUCGCAGUCGGUAUCGAACAUGCCAUCACGAAGCAUGACGCUAUCAUCACUGCCUACAGAUGCCACGGUUUUGCUCUCAUGCGAGGUGGCACGGUCAAGUCCAUCAUUGGUGAAUUGCUGGGUCGGCGAGAAGGUAUUGCCUACGGAAAAGGUGGAUCCAUGCACAUGUUUGCUCCCAAUUUCUAUGGCGGUAACGGUAUCGUCGGCGCCCAGGUUCCAGUUGGUGCUGGCAUCGCCUUUGCCCACCAAUACACCGGCAGCAAGACGGCAACUCUUUCUCUAUAUGGUGACGGUGCUUCCAACCAGGGCCAGGUUUUUGAAGCCUUCAACAUGGCUAAGCUUUGGAAACUCCCUAUCAUUUUCGCGUGCGAAAACAACAAAUACGGUAUGGGAACCUCAGCUGCUCGGUCAUCCGCGUCAACCGAAUACUACAAGCGAGGCCAAUAUAUCCCUGGAUUGAAGAUCAAUGCUAUGGAUGUGCUCGCUGUAAAAGCUGCUGUGCAGCAUGGAAAGGAGUUCACCGCAAACGACAAUGGGCCUCUGGUGUACGAAUUCGUUACCUACAGGUACGGUGGUCAUUCUAUGUCCGAUCCUGGCACAACCUACAGAACCAGAGAAGAAAUCCAACGGAUGCGAUCUACCAAUGACCCAAUCGCAGGCCUCAAGCAAAAGAUCCUAGACUGGGGCGUCUGCACAGAAGAUGAGCUCAAGUCGAUUGACAAGAAGGCCAGGGAACUUGUGGAUGCUGAAGUGGCCGAGGCAGAGAAGAUGCCGGCUCCUGAUGCUGUGCCGAAGAUUCUCUACGAAGACAUCUACGUACGUGGCAGCGAACCCAAGUACCUGCGCGGCCGGACUCCCGAGGAGACUUAUUACUACUGAUGACGUGACUUCUGGGUAUCUCAGCGGGAGAAGUAAAACAAGCGGGUUUCAAGCUCUGUAUAUUUGGCAGAUCCUGGGUUUAUCGCGGGAGCAUAGUCGUGGGAACUGCAGGGAAUGCAUUGUCCUUGGAUCAAUAGAACUUCUUUCCAUCGCCGUAUCAGGCCACGUGUGUAAAAGCCUGAGAUCUUAGUUAUGUACUCUCGAUUGAUAGAUGAGAGGUAUAGUCUCUAGAAGGUAGCUGUCAGAUUGAUAGACUGCAUUGUGCUUGACAGCAGGGAAAAACGUGUGCAUGUGGCAUGCAAAGCUGUGGGUACGUACUACGUUAAAUAAGCGACUUUUUUAUAGGGCUAGUGAGGCGAUGACGCCAACUGUGCCAACCACGA
This is a messenger RNA of Exophiala viscosa, 1719 nucleotides long. Its product is annotated as pyruvate dehydrogenase E1 component subunit alpha, mitochondrial. The record is from RefSeq and is a predicted model, not a curated record. Gene Ontology annotation, cellular component: intracellular membrane-bounded organelle. Bases 110 to 1336 code for a protein of 408 amino acids. Gene Ontology annotation, biological process: pyruvate decarboxylation to acetyl-CoA. The transcript has 3 exons. Gene Ontology annotation, molecular function: pyruvate dehydrogenase (acetyl-transferring) activity. NCBI's taxonomy places the organism in Eukaryota, Fungi, Ascomycota, Eurotiomycetes, Chaetothyriales, Herpotrichiellaceae.